Molecule: messenger RNA, 1887 nt
Organism: Salvia hispanica
Lineage: Eukaryota; Viridiplantae; Streptophyta; Magnoliopsida; Lamiales; Lamiaceae
Source: RefSeq, a predicted model, not a curated record
AUCAUGGCAUUAUGCCUUCUUCCUCACUAUGCACAAGCCAUGGCUAGGCGCUACGACUUCAAUAUCAAGAUGCAAAACGUGACCCGAUUGUGCCACACGAAGAGCAUUGUGACCGUGAACGGGAAAUUCCCAGGGCCUCCUAUAGUAGCAAGGGAAGGCGAUCGCCUACUCAUAAAAGUCACCAAUCACGUCCCAAACAAUAUCACCAUCCACUGGCACGGAAUCAGGCAACUCCGCAGUGGAUGGGCAGAUGGGCCGGCAUAUAUCACACAAUGCCCCAUACAAACUGGACAAAGCUAUGUCUACAAUUUCACCAUAGUUGGGCAAAGAGGAACCCUUUUCUGGCAUGCACAUAUUUCUUGGCUUAGAUCUACUCUUUAUGGCCCUAUCAUCAUCCUCCCAAAGAAAAAUGCCAACUAUCCAUUCCAAAAACCUUACAAGGAAGUCCCCAUCAUAUUUGGAGAAUGGUUCAAUGCUGACCCUGAAGCCAUAAUAAAGCAAGCUCUAGCCACCGGCGGCGGCCCCAACGUCUCCGACGCCUACACCAUCAACGGCCUCCCCGGGCCACUCUACAACUGCUCCGCCAAAGAUACAUUCAAAUUGAGGGUGAAGGCAGGCAAGACCUACCUCCUCCGCAUAAUCAACGCUGCACUCAACGACGAGCUCUUCUUCAGCAUCGCCAACCACACCCUCACCGUGGUCGACGCCGACGCAGUCUACGUCAAGCCCUUCCAAACCACCACCAUCCUCAUCACACCCGGCCAGACCACCAACGUCCUUCUCAACACCAAACCACACUUCCCCGGCGCCACUUUCCUCAUGGCCGCCCGCCCCUACGUCACCGGCCCCGGCACCUUCGACAACUCCACCGUCGCCGGAAUCUUAGAAUACGAAACCCCAUCCCUCCACCUAAAAAACCUCCCUCUCCACAAACCCCAGCUCCCGUCUCUCAACGACACCUCCUUCGCCACCACCUUCGCCACCACCUUCGCGGGGAGGCUCCACAGCCUAGCCAGCGCGAAGGUGCCGCAGGAGGUGGAGAGGCGGUUCUUCUUCACAGUGGGAUUAGGGACCAGCCCGUGCGACCAGAAGAACGCCACGUGUCAGGGGCCGAACGGGACCAAAUUCGCGGCGUCGGUUAACAACGUGAGCUUCGUGCUGCCCUCGAAGGCCCUCCUGGGGGCCCACUUCGCGGGGCAGUCGAGCGGGGUGUACAGCCGAUUCCCGGUUAGCCCGCUCCGUUGGUUCAACUACACGGGGAGCCCGCCGAACAACACGGCGGUCGGGAAUGGCACGAAGCUGGUGGUUUUGGCGUUCAACACGAGCGUGGAGGUGGUGUUGCAGGAUACGAGCAUUCUUGGAGCUGAGAGACAUCCUCUCCAUCUCCAUGGAUUCAAUUUUUAUGUGGUGGGACAGGGUUUCGGGAACUAUGACCCGAACAGUGAUCCGAAUAGAUUCAAUCUGGUCGACCCGGUUGAGAGGAAUACGGUUGGUGUGCCCGCGGGUGGAUGGGUUGCCAUUAGGUUUUUGGCUGAUAAUCCAGGCGUGUGGUUCAUGCAUUGUCAUCUUGAGGUUCACACGAGUUGGGGUUUGAAGAUGGCAUGGCUUGUUUUGGAUGGGAGGCUUCCAAAUCAAAAGCUCCUUCCUCCACCCUCGGAUCUUCCUAAAUGCUGAUCUUCUUUGUUUGGUUUUCAUCUCCCUCUUGUUUUUGUUUUUGAUCUGAUUGGCUUUCUUUUCUUCAAAUUUUGUGGAAUUAAUUGAUUGCAUUAUUGUGUUCUUUAUCACCUUCUCUUUUUUAGUUUAAUCUGAACAAUUAAGAUUACACGUCACUGUACUUUUGUAGUUCUGUGUAUUGGUAUAUGUUGCAAUAUAGUAAAACUUGAUGUA